Messenger RNA from Chiloscyllium plagiosum (whitespotted bambooshark), 1663 nucleotides. RefSeq names its product G protein-activated inward rectifier potassium channel 4-like. Gene Ontology annotation, biological process: regulation of monoatomic ion transmembrane transport; potassium ion import across plasma membrane. Gene Ontology annotation, cellular component: plasma membrane. Gene Ontology annotation, molecular function: G-protein activated inward rectifier potassium channel activity. The record is from RefSeq and is a predicted model, not a curated record. NCBI's taxonomy places the organism in Eukaryota, Metazoa, Chordata, Chondrichthyes, Orectolobiformes, Hemiscylliidae.
GAGAGAGGGUUUCACAUUCUGCUGCUUUCCCAUUCCCUAGGAUCUCUUGCUGGAUGGUUCAGUGUCCACAGGUGGUAACAUUUGAGUGAGAUCCAUCUUUGAUCUGAGGGCCGUGUACAAUGGCAGGAGAUUCCAGAGUGCUCCCAAACGCGGACAUGGAUAUUGCAGCAACUACAAGAGAGUCGAAGAAAUUACCCAAACAAGCACGGGACAACAUCUUAACAACAGACAGGACACGCCUCCUCACUGAACCCAAGAAAAUCAAGCAAAGGUAUGUUGACAAGGACGGGAAGUGCAAUGUCCACCAUGGAAAUGUCCAGGAGACCUACAGAUACUUCAGUGACCUAUUUACCACGUUGGUGGACCUCAAGUGGCGGUUUAACCUCUUAAUCUUCACAUUGGUCUUCACUAUUACCUGGCUGUUCUUCGGAUUCAUCUGGUGGCUUAUAGCUUACAUCCGGGGAGAUCUGGACCAUUUGGGAGAUCCAACAUGGACCCCUUGUGUGGAUAAUUUGAACGGAUUUGUGUCUGCGUUUCUGUUCUCUAUUGAAACAGAAACAACUAUUGGCUAUGGUCACAGAGUUAUAACUGAGAAAUGCCCAGAAGGGAUUAUCCUGCUCUUGGUCCAGGCUAUCCUGGGAUCAAUAGUUAAUGCUUUGAUGGUUGGCUGUAUGUUUGUGAAGAUUUCCCAGCCAAAGAACCGAGCAGAGACCCUCAUGUUUUCCAAUCGUGCAGUCAUAUCUCUCCGAGACGAGAAGAUGUGUCUCAUGUUCCGUGUUGGCGAUCUUCGUAACUCGCACAUUGUGGAGGCAUCCAUCCGAGCCAAGCUCAUCAAAUCCAGACAGACCAAAGAAGGAGAAUUCAUACCCCUCAACCAGACUGACAUCAAUGUGGGCUUUGACACUGGGGAUGAUCGCCUGUUUCUGGUGUCGCCGCUGAUCAUUUCACAUGAAAUUAACGAGAAAAGCCCCUUUUGGGAGAUGACCCGAAGUCAACUGGAAAAGGAGGACUUUGAAAUCGUUGUGAUCCUUGAAGGAAUGGUGGAGGCGACAGGAAUGACGUGUCAGGCCAGAAGCUCAUACUCUGACUCGGAGGUUCUGUGGGGACAUCGAUUCAACCCAGUGUUGACUUUGGAGAAGGAUUUUUAUGAAGUGGAUUACAACAGUUUCCAUGAAACCUAUGAAACAAACACCCCAGACUGCAGCGCUAAGCAAAUGGCAGAGAUGCGGAAGGCAGGCCUGCUCCUAUCAGAACUGUCAUUCCCACGCCAUCCAAGUCAGGUGCAGGAGGAGGAAAACCCUGACAGAGAAGACUACAUCAGUACAAGCAAUCCUGCUGCCAAGACAGAAGAAUUGCUGCCUUUCUCUGCAACCGAAGACUCUGAAUAUUGUCCAGGGUUUUCCGCAAGGUUUGUACAGGGACUCGAAGAAGCACAGAAACUCUAGUGAGUUGGGGAUACCCCUGAAUGCCACUGUUCCAUGACUUAUUGACCAAACUAGUGAUUAACAACACAGCUGAGCAGAAUGCAAGGUGGAUGUGUGCAUAUGUGUUAACUUAUGGAAGCUCAACAUUCUACUCAUCAUGUGCAGAGUGAAUCAAUCAGAAUUAGGGACUGGACUAGCAUAAUUUGUACAUAAUGAAUAAAUGUCACCAUUUCAUUCUG